Tigriopus californicus is the source of this 1580-nucleotide messenger RNA. RefSeq names its product UPF0489 protein C5orf22 homolog (gene MESR6). The transcript has a single exon. Bases 99 to 1220 code for a protein of 373 amino acids. NCBI's taxonomy places the organism in Eukaryota, Metazoa, Arthropoda, Copepoda, Harpacticoida, Harpacticidae. The record is from RefSeq and is a predicted model, not a curated record.
AAAAAUCACGCAACCCUAGCUUGUUGUUAAUUUUCAAGAAAAAGACUUUCUUACCCGAUGGCAUUGAGGAUAAAUGAGGAAGUGAGGAAGAGAAUUCUAUGAUGGGUCGGAGGGGGAGCCCCUUGGCCUUAGCCGCCCACAUCGAGGAAGAUCAUCACGAUGUGCUGUGGCCCCUGCUGAGCGCCAUCGGGGCCAAACGCUUGCCCUUCACCGGACACAUUUUGGUUCACUUGGACUCGCACCCAGACCUUCUACUCCCACGUUCACUCACGGCCGAGGCGUGUCGGGACAAACGACAACUCCUCCAGCAAGUCAGCAUCGAGAACUGGAUCUUGCCGUGCGCAUUUUUGGGAGUCAUCAAUCGCAUCGUCUGGGUCCGCCCACCCUGGUCCGACCAAAUCCCCAGUGGACGUUAUCAGUUCCACGUGGGGCGGGAGCAAGCUACUGGCAACCUACGCCUCACUGCCCUUGAGUCUUACUUCCUGAGUGAGGCCCUCACCGUGCCGUUGGCCGACUUGACGGAGCCGCAACUCGUGGAUUUGUUGGUGGUGGAAUUAAAUGGCCGUGAGGAGCACCGCAUCAUGGACUUCGUGGGGCCGCCCGACGAAUAUUCCUUACUCUUGGAUGUAGAUUUGGACUUCUUCUCCACGACCAACCCCUUUCUUGGCUUGUAUGAGCGGGCCCAAUUGUACCCGCGGCUUCGGCAAUUGUAUCACUUUGAUUCCGUGCCGUCGUUAGCUACGGGCUACGAACGACUCCGAUUGGGAUUGGAAUCCAGUCAACGUCGUGACCGUCUGCUCGAUCGCCUGGAAGACGUGUUCAAGCAUCUCCAAGUGCAUCGCUCCCUGUCGGGCUAUAUCGGCCCGGGGGAAGUGUAUUUGGAUGUAGUGAGCGAAUUGUUUCAAAGUUUGACGGAUCAUUACUCCGACGAAGACAUCGAUUGGGACUUGGUUCAUUGUGCCGGUUGCACUUGCGACGAUUCUGAACUACCCCAUCACAUCUCUACCGACCUUGAAAUUGAUGGUCUGUUGGAGCAUGUGGAAAACCUACUUGGACGAUUGCCGCGACCCAACAUGGUCACGGUUGCACGCAGUUCCCGGGAUGAGUUUUGUCCGCCACAUCAAGUCGAAUCCAUUCAAAGCAAGCUCGUCUCGUUACUGGAACGCCUCUACGCCGAUAUUGACGUGCGAUUUGAUUACAAAGAUGACGAGUCGACUUGAACUAGAUCUCGAGUAGUUUCUGGUCGACAACUCUUGGGCAUGUUGACACACACUCCCAUCAUGGUGUCGAUCUGAUCAUAGAACAUAGCCCCAUCCAAAGUUAUUGGCUGAAGAAUUCACGGUCUAGAUUUGGGCCUUUGGUCGGAACCACCUGGCUGUUAACCAGGCCUUAAUUGAACAUCAGAUAUCUUUAGAAAGCGAAAGGGAUUGCUUGUUGCGAAGGAUACCCCAUUAAUCCAUUAUCUUUCAGCCAAUAAACGUAUGUAAUUGUGUCAGCUGAGGAUUAACAUAAGAAAAGAGAACCCACAUUCCGAAACCAUGCUCCUGUUUGUGUGAAUUUAAUACUAUUAUUUCUUUUGA